CUCCAACCGGCGCCGCAGCAGCUAGCAAGUUAGUCAGCACCACAGUGUAGUUUCAGUUGACGUGUGGCUUAAAGUGGACAAGAUAAAAAUACAUUAACGCAAAAUCGCUUCUCUCUGCUGGGCUUUCAGAUUAACGCUGCCGAAAAAUCAUGGGUAAAAAUUAUUAUAACAUUCUUGGCAUCAACACUGAAGCCAGUGACGAUGAAAUUAAAAAAGCUUAUAGAAAAAUGGCCUUGAAGUUUCAUCCGGAUAAAAACAAGGAUCCUAACGCCGAGGACAAAUUCAAAGAGAUAGCUGAAGCUUAUGAGGUGCUGAGCGACCCCAAGAAGAGAUCUAUUUACGAUCAAUGUGGAGAAGAAGGUCUGAAAGCUGGAGGAGCUUCGGCCGGUGGCCCUGGUAGCACGUUCCAUUACACGUUCCACGGUGAUCCACAUGCUACCUUUGCUUCCUUCUUUGGUGGAUCAAGUCCUUUUGAUAUUUUCUUUGGUACUCAUGGACGUUCCAAUAGAAUGGCAAAUGGCUUUGUACAUGAAGACAUGGACAUUGAUGACGAUGAUGAUCAUGAUCCUUUCAAUGAAUUUAACCAUUUUGGAUUUAAUGGAAUGAAUGGAUUUAAUCGACGGCAUCCAGACACUCUCCAUACUCGACGGAAAGUGCAGGAUCCUCCAGUAAUUCAUGAACUUAGAGUAUCUCUUGAAGAAAUCUAUCAUGGUUGUACCAAAAGAAUGAAGAUCACACGUAGACGAUUGAACCCAGAUGGCCAAACCACAAGGACUGAGGACAAGAUUCUGAAUGUUGUUAUUAAAAGAGGUUGGAAAGAGGGCACAAAAAUCACAUUCCCUCGGGAGGGUGAUGAAACAGCAACCAACAUCCCAGCUGAUAUAGUUUUUAUUCUGAAAGAUAAACCUCAUCUUCAUUUCAAGAGAGAUGGAUCCAAUGUAGUUUAUGUCGCCAAGAUUACUCUUAGAGAGGCCUUAUGUGGUUGUACAGUUAAUAUCCCUACAAUUGAUGGCAGAGUGAUUCCCCUACCUUGCAAUGAUGUUAUCAAGCCCGGGACUGUGAAGAGGCUGAGAGGAGAGGGUUUACCAUUUCCUAAGACUCCAAAUCAACGUGGUGACUAUAUAGUAGAGUUCCAUAUAAAAUUUCCUGACAAAAUGCCUCCAACAACAAAAGAAAUCCUGAAACAACAUCUACCUGUCUCUUAAAACUCAAAUCAAAGCAAUAUAUUGUGCCAGAAGUUUGAAGAAACAAGCAAGGGUAUUACAUUUUCUAAUAUAAUGCAACAUCUUUCAAAGAAAAUUAUAAAUUCUAUAAAAGCUUUCAGUUCUUUAAUAUGUUAAGCCUUAUGAGCUUAACAAGGGUAAAUGCAAAAUAACUACUGAAUCUGUUGUAGUUAACAAAAAAAUCUUAAUGCAUUCUGAAAUAUUUUUCAGCAGUAUUUUGAGGAUGUGAAGCAGAACUAUAUUUAAAUAUAAUUAAAUGUGUAUGUAUUUGAAAAGUUAUGGUGUGGAGCUAUAUCUCCAAAGUUGGGUUUGACCAGUGCAGAGCAAUUAUUGUAGCAGUUAAACAAUCUGCAUGGUAAACCAGAAAUUUAAUUUGACAGAUGAAGUUUUAAGUGUAUUAUUCUUCAAAAGAAAAGCGAAAUAAUUGUAAACAAAAUAGCAGUAGUAUUUAUGCACAGGUCAACACAGUGCCAUAGAAAGGUGGGAUUUUAUUUGAACCAUGGAAUAACACAUGUGAGUUUACAAAAAAUCACUACCAAGAAACUUUCAAGUUUUGUAAAGCUGUAGAAUAUAUAAAUGUAGCAAUAUUGGUUGUAGUUUUUUUUUAAGUUGCACAAUCAAAUUUGCAUUUAAUCCAAUUUUCUGAAAGCAAUAGAAGCAAUCUGCAUUUUAUAGCUCUCAUUUCAAGCAAGUUUGAUUUGAGAAGCCACAUCUACCUUAAAUACUUUAAUAAUACAAAGGUUAACAGUUAAAAAAUAUAUAUAUAUAUACAGUCCCCUCCAUAAUGUUUGGGACAAAGACCCAUCAUUUAUUUAUUUGCCUCUGUAUUUCACAAUUUGAGAUUUGUAAUAGAAACAAAAUCACAUGUGGUUAAAGUGCACAUUGUCAGAUUUUAAUAAAUGCCAUUUUUAUACAUUUGGGUUUCACCAUGUAGAAAUUACAGCAGUGUUUAUACAUGGUCCCCCCAUUUCAGGGCACCAUAAUGUUGGGACACAGCAAUGUCAUGUAAAUUAAAGUAGUCAUGUUUAGUAUUUUGUUGCAUAUCAUAGAAACAUAGAAACAUAGAAAUUAGGUGCAGGAGUAGGCCAUUCAAUAUGAUCAUGGCUGAUCAUCCAACUCAGUACCCCGUACCUGCCUUCUCUCCAUACCCCCUGAUCCCCUUAGCCAUAAGGGCCGCAUCUAACUCCCUCUUAAAUAUAGCAUGUGCAAAUAUAUGCAAUGACUGCUUCAAGUCUGCGAUUCAUAUACAUCACCAGUUGCUGGAUGUCUUCUCCGGUGAUGCUCUGCCAGGCUUGUAUUGCAACCAUCUUUAGUGUAUGCUUGUUUUAGGGGCUAGUCCUCUUCAGUUUUCUCUUCAGCAUAAAAAAGGCAUGCUCAAUUGGGUUCAGAUCGAGUGAUUGACUUGGCCACUCAAGAAUUGACCAUGUUUUAGCUUUGAAAAACUCCUUUGUUGCUUCAUACUGCUAAAGCAACAAAAGAGUUUUUCAAAGCUAAAAAAUUGUUAAUUCUUGAGUGGCCAAGUCAAUCACUCGAUCUGUUGUCUUGCUGUAGAAUGAACCGGCGGCCAAUGAGUUUUGAGGCAUUUGUUUGAACUUGGGCAAAUAGGAUGUGUCUAGACACUUCAGAAUGCUACUACCAUCAGCAGUUGUAUCGUCAAUGAAGAUAAGUGAGCCAGUACCUUCUUCAGCCAUAACACCCCCACUACCGUGUUUCACAGAUGAGGUGGUAUGCUUUGGAUCUUGGGCAGAUUCUUCUCUCCUCCAUACUUUGCUCUUGCCAUUACUCUGAUACAAGUUAAUCUUCGUCUCAUCUGUCCACAAGACCUUUUUCCAGAACUGUGGUUGCUCUUUUAAGUAUUUCUUGGCAAACUGUAACCCGGCCAUCCUAUUUUUACGGCUAACCAGUAGUUUGCAUCUUGCAGUGUAGCCUCUGUAUUUCUAUUCAUGAAGUCUUCUGCGGACAGUGGUCAUUAACAAAUCCACACCUGACUCCUGGAGAGUGUUUCUGAUCGGUCGGACAGGUGUCAGAAAAUGUAUAAAAAUACCCUUUAAUAAAAUCUGACGAUGUGCACUUUAACCACAUGUAAUUUUUUUCUAUUACAAAUCUGAAAUUGUGGAGUACAGAGGCAAAUAAAUAAACAAUGGGUCUUUGUCUACUCCUGCACCUAUUUUCUAUGUUUGUCCCAAACAUUAUGGAGGGCACUGUAUAUAGUUACUAUUAGUGGUAAUGUACAAACUAAAUGCAUUAUGUCACAUAUAAAAAGUAAGCACCAUCUUGAAGUUGUUUCUGAGUCACAGAGCAAAUAACUUUGUAAACUGAAGUACUCUAACUUUUUAAAUCAAAGCUGGAACUUGCACAUUUGGAAAACUUAGUAAAACUCAGAAAAAUAUUUUUUCUUAGAUGUUUAUCACUUGUCAAGUGUCUUACUUUGUACUUUGCCCAGUUUUGUGUGAAUUCCAAAAUAUGCUGUAAUGUUUUUGUUUCCAGUUUUCUGCCAAUAAUCACUGUAAUCCUUUUCCUGAUA
Molecule: messenger RNA, 3747 nt
Organism: Leucoraja erinaceus (little skate)
Lineage: Eukaryota; Metazoa; Chordata; Chondrichthyes; Rajiformes; Rajidae
Gene: dnajb5
Product: DnaJ heat shock protein family (Hsp40) member B5
Exons: 4
Coding region: 150-1205 (351 amino acids)
Biological process (GO): negative regulation of transcription by RNA polymerase II
Cellular component (GO): cytosol
Molecular function (GO): protein-folding chaperone binding
Source: RefSeq, a predicted model, not a curated record